AUGGCCGAACUUAGAAAGUCUAUGGAGGCCAAGGCAGACGUCAGUCAAAUGGAGCGUGUCUUGACAGGAGGCUCCAUUGGGGCCCCUCACAAGCCUGCUGCCAAGAGCGGUAAGGUUGACGAGUUUGGAGCGCACACAAAGACCGACCCCAAGGAGAUUGCGCUCGUGAAGAAAAUUGACUGGUACAUUCUCCCCAUUCUCUGGGUCAUGUACUUCCUCAACUUCCUCGACCGGAAUGCCAUGAUCAACGGCAAACUCAACUCCCUCUCGAAAGACCUCAAACUCAAGGGAACAGAGUACAACACCUGCGUUUCCAUCCUAUUCGUCGGAUACCUGUGUGGCCAGAUUCCCUCAAACAUGAUCCUCAACCGUGUGCGACCGUCCUGGUACAUGGCGGGCUUUAUGUUGGCUUGGUCGAUCAUCAGCCUCCUUACAUAUCUUGCUCACGACUACAAGACGAUGUUGGUGUGCCGCUUUUUGCUUGGCAUUACUGAAGCUCCAUUCUAUCCUGGAGCGUUGUACAUGCUCAGCAUGUUUUACACUCGUAAGGAGAUUGCAACUCGUAUGGCCAUCUUUUACACUGGCAACAUGCUUGCAAGUGCCUUCUCCGGGUUGAUCGCCGCCGGUAUAUUCGCCGGUUUAGAUGGCAAGCAUGGUCUUGCAGGCUGGCAAUGGUAG
Colletotrichum spaethianum is the source of this 678-nucleotide messenger RNA. RefSeq names its product putative transporter. Gene Ontology annotation, molecular function: transmembrane transporter activity. The transcript is spliced from 5 exons. Gene Ontology annotation, cellular component: membrane. The record is from RefSeq and is a predicted model, not a curated record. NCBI's taxonomy places the organism in Eukaryota, Fungi, Ascomycota, Sordariomycetes, Glomerellales, Glomerellaceae. Gene Ontology annotation, biological process: transmembrane transport. The coding region runs from base 1 to 678 and encodes 225 amino acids.